AUAAAUUAGCCACUGCAUCGCCUUUUCAUGAUCCCCCACCCUGCUGCCUGAGACAGCUGUCUCACUUCGUCCGGCUAACCCUGCUUCAUAAACAGGUGGGUACAGAAGACAUCCAUGAAUUCACGAGCAAAAAGAACUCUACAGAAAGUACGUUUCAACUGUGAAGGCGCAAUCUUGCGUAGACUUUUAUGAGUACGUCCCAUGGAAAUAUGUGGGAUUUUCUUCCCUGCCAACAUGAUUCGGAUGGAGCAGCACGCAACAAGUCCGGUACGCAAAUAUUAGCUGGUAAGUCUACGGUGAGGAGGUAAAAAAAAAAAAACCUAGGAUAAGAAAUGGAGGCUUUGAGGUGGCUGCGCUCCAGUACUGGGGGUGGAGAACCAGCUGUGGUUACCAUGGCGAUGGCUCACACCGCUAUUCAUCCCUCCCUCCUCCACCCCCACGCACUCCUCGUUGCUAUGACAUCAAUUCAGCCAAUCGGCAGCCCAGUUGAAAAGCCGGCCCUUUAGUGUUCGAGCGAAGCGGGGAAGAGUUUUGCAGUGCACUAAAGAGGAAGUGUGUCUCCUUGAGCUGGUGCCGCCCCCGGAAGUAGGCGUUGAGUGGAGGGGAGGUAUAUUGGCGGUGAAGCUCGUCCAACUCUUGGCUGCUCCCGGCUUAGUCGAUUCUCGUAGAAUUGAGCGGAGGCGACGGCGCUGUCAAAGGUGGAGUCGGUGGCUCGAGCGGGUCUCGCGAGAAUCACCUCCGUCAGUCAGGAGGCGGAGAGCGGAACCGUUCCUCUUCCUCCUCCCCUCGCUGCUACCUCUUCCCCCCCUCCCUUCUCCCGCCUCCUCCCCCUCCAGGAAGAGUCUGGGCCCAGUACGGGAAGAUGGCGGCGGCCGGAGGCGGCAGCAGCAGUGGCUGCGGCGGCGGCUUCUGGACCGCGGAAGGGCCCGAGCUGUGAGACCCCAGCGCGGGGCCGGCGUGGACGGGCGGUCAGCGAGCGGAGGCGGAGGAUGAGCUUGCUUUGCGCUCAGUAUCUCCGGCAGGCAGAAGUCCUGAAGGCUGACAUGACAGAUUCGAAGCUGGGUCCAGCCGAAGCCUGGACAUCCAGACAAGCUUUACAGGACUUAUACCAGAAAAUGCUUGUUACAGAUUUGGAAUACGCAUUGGACAAAAAAGUGGAACAAGAUCUAUGGAAUCAUGCCUUUAAGAAUCAGAUUACUACUCUACAGGGUCAGGCAAAAAACCGAUCAAAUCCAAAUCGGAGUGAGGUUCAGGCAAACCUUUCUCUGUUCCUAGAGGCAGCUAGUGGCUUCUACACACAGCUGCUGCAGGAGCUGUGUACAGUAUUUAAUGUAGAUUUGCCCUGUCGUGUGAAGUCCUCCCAACUGGGAAUUAUCAGCAAUAAACAGACGCACACCAGCGCCAUUGUGAAGCCACAAUCUAGUUCCUGCUCAUAUAUAUGCCAGCACUGCCUUGUCCACCUUGGAGACAUUGCUCGCUACAGAAAUCAGACCAGCCAGGCUGAGUCCUACUAUAGGCAUGCAGCUCAACUUGUCCCCUCCAAUGGUCAGCCUUACAACCAGCUGGCUAUUUUAGCAUCCUCCAAAGGAGACCACCUGACCACAAUUUUCUACUACUGCAGAAGCAUUGCUGUGAAGUUCCCUUUCCCAGCAGCCUCUACUAAUCUACAAAAAGCACUUUCUAAAGCACUGGAAAGUCGUGAUGAGGUGAAGACUCAGUGGGGGGUGUCUGAUUUCAUUAAGGCUUUUAUAAAAUUCCAUGGCCAUGUGUAUCUUAGUAAGAACUUGGAGAAACUGAAUCCUCUUCGUGAGAAAUUAGAAGAGCAGUUUAAGAGGCUGUUGUUCCAAAAAAACUUUAAUUCUCAGCAACUAGUCCAUAUUACUGUCAUCAACCUGUUUCAAUUGCAUCACUUGCGAGACUUCAGCAAUGAGACUGAACAGCACAGUUACAGCCAGGAUGAACAGCUCUGCUGGACACAGUUGCUGGCACUCUUCAUGUCUUUUCUUGGAAUCUUGUGCAAGUGUCCACUCCAGAAUGAUUUCCAGGAAGAGUCUUGGGGCUCUUAUCCCCUUCCUGCACUUAAAGUCUCAAUGGACUGGCUGAAACUGAGACCCAGUGUAUUUCAGGAGUCUGCGGUAGAUGAAAGACAAUACGUUUGGCCUUGGCUGAUCUCCCUUCUAAACAGUUUCCAGCCUCAUGAGGAAGACCUGUCCUGCCAUAAUACCACUCCUCUUCCAGAGGAGUUUGAGCUACAGGGAUUCUUAGCUCUGAGACCCUCCUUUAGGAAUUUGGAUUUCUCCAAAGGCCAUCAGGGGAUUACUGGAGACAAGGAAGGGCAACAUCGGCGUAUACGGCAACAACGCCUGAUCUUUGUGGGCAAAUGGAUUGCUGACAACCAGCCAAGAUUGAUCCAGUGUGAAAAUGAAGUUGGGAAACUUCUGUUUUUGACAGAUAUUCCAGAAUUGCUUCUUGAUGAGCAUAGUGAAGACAAACAGAAUAAUGUUUUGCAGGAAGCUUCAGAGCCACAGUUUGUAGAUGGAAGCCCAGGACUUAAGUCUGUGCUAUCAACAGGUCGAAACCUGAGCAGCAGCUGCGAUGCAGGAGAUAAGCCAAUGGUGACAUUCAAAGAGAAUAUUAAGCCACGAGAGGUGAACAGAGAGCCAAGCCGAAGCUAUCUGACUAAGGAAGUGGGUAGGGAAAGAAGAGACUAUAGCAAAGGAGUAACAGCCAAUAAAAAUGAUGGGAAGAAGGACAACAACAACAAGAGAAAGAAUGAAAUCAAGAAGUGUGGCAUGGAAAAGAUGCAAGAAGCAGGGAAGCAGAAUGUUGCAGUGCAGGUGAAAUCUCAGACAGAGCUGAGGAAGACUCCUGUAUCUGAAGCCAGGAAAACACCAGUAACUCAGUCUCCAAACCAGGCCAGCAACUCCCAGUUCAUCCCCAUCCAUCACCCAGGAGCUUUUCCUCCACUUCCCAGCCGGCCAGGCUUCCCACCUCCCACCUAUGUUAUUCCUCCUCCUGUGGCUUUCUCAAUGAGCUCAGGAUACACUUUCCCAGGUGGUGUUUCCGUCCCAGGAACCUUUCUUCAGCCUGCAGCUCACUCACCUGCAGGAAAUCAGGUGCAAGCUGGGAAGCCCUCCCACAUUCCGUACAGCCAGCAGCGGCCCUCUGGACCAGGCCCAAUGAACCAGGGACUUCAGCAGGCGCCAUCCCCUUCUCAGCAGUCCCUUGCAUCCUUACCAGCUCAGGCAACAGCACAGUCUGCAAGCCAAUUACAGGUUCAGGCCCUGGCGCAGCAGCAGCAGCAGCAGCAGCAAGUGUUACAGGUUCAGGCUCUGGCGCAGCAGCAGCAGCAGCAGCAACAGUCUCCUACAAAAGCUGUGCAGGGCUUAGGGAAGAGCCCUCCACACCACUCUGGUUUCCAGCAGUUUUCACAGGCAGAUUCCUCCAAGCAGCUGUGGAACCCUCCUCAGAUUCAAGGCCCAUUGGGGAAGAUCAUGCCUGUGAAGCAGCCCUACUAUCUUCAGGGCCAGGAUCCCCUUAAACUGUUUGAACAGUCAUUGCAGCCCCCCCUCCUGCAACAGCAGCAGCCUCUGGAGAAGAAAAUGAAGCCUUUCCCCAUGGAGCCAUAUAACCAGAAUCCCUCAGAGGUCAAGGUGCCAGAAUUCUACUGGGACUCCUAUGGUAUUGCUGAUAACCGCAUGGUGAUGGCACAGCAGCAAACUAACAUGGAUCGUCGAGGGAAACGUCAGCAAGGAGUCUUCCGCCCAGAGCAGGAUCCAGUGCCUAGGAUGGGUUUUGAGGACCCCAAGAGCUCCCCUCUGCUUCCUCCGGACCUGUUAAAGAGUCUGGCUGCCUUGGAGGAGGAGGAAGAGCUGAUUUUCUCUAAUCCUCCUGAUCUUUACCCAGCUCUGCUGGGGCCUCUCGCCUCUCUUCCUGGACGAAGCCUCUUUAAAUCGCUGCUAGAGAAACCAUCAGAUCUGAUGUCUCAGUCACCAUCUUUCCUGUCCCUCACAGGCUUCUCUCUUAAUCAGGAAAGGUAUCCAAACAGCAUGUUCAAUGAAGUUUAUGGGAAAAACCUCAACGCCAGCACAAAAACAGAGGUCACUCCAUCAGUGGGCCACCAGGAGACUUCACUCUACUCUCUCUUUGAAGGUACUCCAUGGUCUCCAUCUCUUCCAGCCAGUUCAGAUCAUUCAACGCCAGCCAGCCAAUCUCCUCAUUCAUCCAACCCAAGCAGCUUGCCAAGCUCGCCUCCAACUCACAAUCACAAUUCAGUUCCAUUCUCCAACUUUGGGCCCAUUGGGACACCGGACAACAGAGAGCGUAGAGUAGCAGAUCGAUGGAAGACAGAUAAGCCAGCAAUGGGAGGAUUUGGCUUAGACUAUCUUCCAGCAACAUCUUCCUCCUCAGAGAGUAGCUGGCACCCAACUGGUACUCCCAGUGGCACUUGGUCAGCCCAUGGCCCAUCCAUAGAGGAUUCGUCAGCUGUGCUUAUGGAAAGUCUGAAGUCUAUCUGGUCCAGUUCCAUGAUGCACCCUGGACCUUCUGCCCUGGAGCAGCUGUUGAUGCAGCAGAAGCAGAAGCAGCAACGUGGGCAAGGUGCCAUGAAUCCACCACACUGAGAAUGAAAGAAGGUGGCAACCUUUGCAACCAAAAGCUCCAUACAUUAUGGCAUGUUGGGUUUGCAGGACUGUCCCACACAGUCCUGUGAGUGUGGCAGCCCUCUCUUCUGUUCCUUGCUGUCAGGAGGGCGUAAGUGCUCCACCAACCCACUGAGUGUGCACGAAAAUGUCUGCAGUGCAAUGGAAAACCAACACCAGGAACUCUCCCGUCCCUCCAGGGCCCUCUGGAGGGAGAGAGGGACUGCUGUUUGUCUCACGGUAACCUGAUAUCACCGCCUCUCACCUUCUCCAUCGUGCAUGUCCCCAGCCACGUGGGAAAAUAAAAAGCUGAGAAUGAAGAGCAGAUGGGAGAAGCCACUGAGAACUUCUCGAUCCUUCUCAAUCUUGGGGAAACUAAUAGGAAUCUAUUACGGAUAGCUUUGCUGACUGAGAAUAUAGUUGAAAUUUAUUCCUCAACAUCUAAAUUUCUAAUUAUUACUCUCUCAGUAGUGAGGUCACACUGAAUUCUUCCAUACACAGAUGUUCUUUCUAGUCAGUGUGUAGCAAGCCCUCCAGUUACUGGUCCAGCCAGAGGUGGGUGGUGGUAGAUUAGGUGGCGGGCUAUUUUUUUAAAAAAUUCUCCUGGGUUAGAUGAGGUGUUUUCUUGAAGGAGAAUCUGGCCCCUCCAGCACCACUUUCACCUGUUCCUCAGAGGCGAUCUCGGUAGAAGCCGGGACACGGGAGAGAUUCCAGUACUGAAGUGCAGUAGCCACUGCAGGGUCCCCAUUAGGGCAAACAAGCCACUGCUGUGGGGUUUUAAGUUAAAUGGUUCAGAUUCCUGUACAUUUUAUGAUAGCGUAGUGACCAGCCUCAUGAAAUGGCAAGCUGGUCUGUGCAUUCACAGCCUGACUCUUUUAUGUAGGUAGGUAGAAGCUUUCUGUGUCUUUUUUCCCCUCACCCCCUUUUCUUCCCUCCCCUCUCCUUGCUGGUUGCUAGUAGUUCUAUUCUUCAUAUACAGCAUCCCAUAGAGUUCUAGUGGAAUAAUGAGGGGCAAAGGAAGUAGUCUGGACAGGAUAAUGUGUGCCGUCCCCCUCCCCAGUAGUAGGUGUACUCCCCCCGGCUCGCACACACUUGUAGCCGCCAAGUUCCAGUUCUGGAAUGGGAGGUUCACGGCCACAGGGGACACAUGAUGACACGGAGCCCGCAUGCAGAAGCCAAUCGUUCCUCUUGCUCCCAGCAGAGUGCAGAAUGGAGUCAAGGGUUCCUCUUUAUAUUUAUUGAGCAGAAGGAAGAUGGCAACUCUUCUCCUCACAUAGGACAAAAGGACAGGAUUUCUUCUAGUUUCCCAGGGUAGCUAUGGAAAUAAUCUCAAUGUUAUAAACUGCUGCAGUUGCAGGCGUGUGUGUGUGUGUGUGUCAGUUCAGGAUCUGUCAGCUGGGAAAUGGCUACAGAGAAAAGCACAUCCAGGGUUCACACGUGACACUGGAGACGGGGAGCAGCCCCAAAUAGACUUUAUAAAGGGAAGAUGUACACAUAGUGAUCUCUAUAGAAUAGGAAUUGGACCCUGUAUGCCUCCCCAAGCUAGCAGUGUCGCUGCUAAAACAUGUUCCUCUUAAAAUAAAAUAAAAUAAAUAAAAUAAAAUAAAAAAGGAGUCUCGAAGAAGAAGUUCCUGCCCUGGUUGUAAUGUUAAGCUAAGACCCUCUGUGCUUCUUUGGUUCCCGGCCCCCACUUCCCUCCCGCCCCUUUCUCCUAGUUUGUGUAUUUGAGCUGUGCACCCAAGCAGCUGCAACAUUCCAGUGUUUGAAAUGCCACUGAUUCUUGCACCCCUAGACGACCUAACCAGGUUCACCAUCUCACUCUCUCAGCAGGGCCAGAGUCCCAGCCCAUAGGCUCCCAUUUCUGCAUGAGAAAUCUGGUGUUUGGAAUUUUUUUUUCCCCUGAAUUUUUGGGCAGGCUCUCCCCUCCAUACACUCCUUUCCCUUCUCUACUAUGUCAGGAGCCUCAAGGGAAUGGGAGCCCCCAGCAGAGAAAAAUGGUUUGUGUCGUAAGCUUCUUUUGUGUUUUUGUCUGUCUGUGCGAGACCUGCAGCUGCUGAACUCAGCUUUGCCUUUAAUUAAACCAUGUUCUCUACA
This is a messenger RNA of Pogona vitticeps (central bearded dragon), 6734 nucleotides long. RefSeq names its product SMG7 nonsense mediated mRNA decay factor (gene SMG7). The record is from RefSeq and is a predicted model, not a curated record. Gene Ontology annotation, biological process: nuclear-transcribed mRNA catabolic process, nonsense-mediated decay. Gene Ontology annotation, cellular component: telomerase holoenzyme complex. Gene Ontology annotation, molecular function: protein binding; telomeric repeat DNA binding; telomerase RNA binding. Lineage: Eukaryota; Metazoa; Chordata; Lepidosauria; Squamata; Agamidae.